GAGGAGGAAGCAGAAGCUGAAGAUGAGGAGGCUGACGAGGAACGCUGUCUGCUGGCCAGCAUGAUCCACCUGCUGGGUUCACGACCGCGCAGCCGGCAACCAGAGGUCAACUUUGAGCUCCUGGUCAGGACGGGCAAGUGGCUCAGUUCUGCGGAUGUUGAACCGGAAAUCAUCAGGGCUGUAUUCCCGGUCAUUGUUUUUGAGGUCAGUCAUCUUCUGUCGCCUUUUUGCACACCUCUCGCUCCCUCCCCCACAACUAACUACUUUGGAAUGCCGACCUAG
This is a messenger RNA of Dibothriocephalus latus, 282 nucleotides long. The record is from the annotation of a GenBank genome assembly. Lineage: Eukaryota; Metazoa; Platyhelminthes; Cestoda; Diphyllobothriidea; Diphyllobothriidae.